Messenger RNA from Helianthus annuus (common sunflower), 1228 nucleotides. RefSeq names its product cinnamoyl-CoA reductase 1. NCBI's taxonomy places the organism in Eukaryota, Viridiplantae, Streptophyta, Magnoliopsida, Asterales, Asteraceae. Gene Ontology annotation, molecular function: oxidoreductase activity, acting on the CH-OH group of donors, NAD or NADP as acceptor. The transcript is spliced from 6 exons. The record is from RefSeq and is a predicted model, not a curated record. The coding region runs from base 93 to 1067 and encodes 324 amino acids.
UCAUGCAAAAUUACCCUCUAGCUAACUGAUUGGCCCCAACAUUCCACCUCAAAUACUACUGUAAUGCAACAAAAACUCAAACAAACGAAGGCAUGAGCAGCAAGGAAGAAGGUGCAAAAGUGGUGUGUGUGACCGGAGCAUCUGGUUACAUAGCUUCAUGGAUGGUUAAGCUCUUGCUCCACCGUGGCUACACUGUCAAAGCCACCGUUCGUGACCUCAAUGACCCAAAGAAAACCAACCAUUUGCUUGCACUUGAUGGAGCAAAAGAAAGGCUUCAUUUGUUUCAAGCAGACCUGUUGAAAGAUGGUUCGUUUGAUGAUGUCGUUAAUGGUUGCGAUGGCGUUUUUCAUACUGCAUCUCCCUUCUUCAUUCAUACUGAUAACCCACAGGAAGAUCUGAUUGAUCCGGCAGUGAAAGGGACACUAAAUGUUUUGAGUUCAUGUUCUAAGGUUAAAUCCAUUAAAAGGGUGGUCUUGACUUCAUCUGUGGCUGCAGUGUUGUACAAUGGUUCACCAUUGACACCAGAAGUUGUGGUUGAUGAAAGUUGGUUUUCUGAUCAAGGGUUUUGUAAAGAAACAAAGUUGUGGUACCCUCUUUCAAAGACUUUGGCUGAAGAAGCUGCAUGGAAAUAUGUGAAGGAGAAAGCGAUAGACAUGGUUACCAUUAACCCUGCCAUGGUCAUCGGCCCGCUCUUGCAGCCAACGCUCAACACAAGUGCGCGAGCCAUUUUCAACUUGAUCAAUGCAUCAACAUACAGCAACAUCACUGUUGGGUGUGUUCAUGUCAAGGAUGUAGCGAAUGCACAUAUUUUGGCAUUCGAGACGCCUUCUGCAAGUGGAAGAUACUGCAUGGCUGAAAGUGUUGUCCAUUUUUCCGAACUAGUAGAGAUACUACACAAGCUUUAUCCUUCAUUCAAGCUUCCUGAUAAGUGUGCAGAUGAUGAUCCAAUUGUGAAGUAUCAAAUUUCUAAUGAAAAAGUAAGAAGCUUAAUGGGGGUUGACUAUAUACCUCUUGAAGAUGGCAUUAAAGAGACCAUUGAGAGCUUGAAGGAGAAGAAAUAUAUUUAGGUUUCAUCAUCCAUAUAUAUAUAUGAACAUUACAAGCUAAUAUUUGCUAGUAACUAAAUAAUUAUUAGUCGUUAUAUUUCUCUUGUAAGCGUAUGUAUAAGAUGAUAAUAAAUGGUGUUAAAGCUAAUAUUUGCUAGUAACAAAAUAAUUAUUUGUCGUUA